GUUCAUUUUCAACUGUUCCUUGUUUAUGCGAAGAGCUGUCGAAGCAAUUGACAGAUCGUAUUAAUUUCAGUACAUAUUUCCAUUCAUCUUCGUCGGGAGUUUUUCGAUUGUAUUUUGUGGAUUUCCUUGAAACGAAAAGAUGUCUUUGGGACCGUUUUUUCGCUCGCCGUUUACUGAUUUGACCGCAUCCAUGGUCAACUUUCAGCAGUAUGACAAAUGCGGUGAACUGGAAAUGGCCUCCAUUGAUUGCUUGGAAGCGUACGGAAUGAACCGAGGACAGGAGAAAUGUGCGGAUGUCGUUAACGAUUUCUUGGAGUGUGCCUACAUGAGGAAACAAAUCCAAAGAUUCAAUGCUAUGCGUUUGGAGAGACAUCGUCAGGGUUUGCAGGGCGAACGAAAAUCGAGUGAAUACUAUGCGAAACCACCGCGCGUUGAUGCUUAUUAGAUACUGUCUUGAUUUCAUGUAGAUGGAUGUUAAAAUAAAAUCUGUUCAAGGAAUGUGUUUGAAUCAA
This is a messenger RNA of Toxorhynchites rutilus septentrionalis, 512 nucleotides long. RefSeq lists its product as uncharacterized. Lineage: Eukaryota; Metazoa; Arthropoda; Insecta; Diptera; Culicidae. The record is from RefSeq and is a predicted model, not a curated record. The coding region runs from base 140 to 445 and encodes 101 amino acids. The transcript is spliced from 3 exons.